Messenger RNA from Mesorhabditis belari, 594 nucleotides. Lineage: Eukaryota; Metazoa; Nematoda; Chromadorea; Rhabditida; Rhabditidae. The record is from the annotation of a GenBank genome assembly.
AUGAAGCUCUUUCUGACGUUUGCGUUGCUUCUUGCCUCGGCGAACGCUUACUUCAUCUUUGUUGACGCCAAUGAAGAGCAAUGUUUCUUUGAGCGAGCUACUUCAGGUGCAAAGUUGAGCCUAACUUUUGAGGUAGCAGAUGGUGGGUUUCUGGACAUCGAUGUUAAGAUUGUUGGUCCUGACAAUAGACAAAUUUACAAAGGAGACCGUGAAUCGAGCGGGAAAUACAACUUUGCUGCGCAUAUGGAUGGAGCCUACACAUUUUGCUUCGGAAAUUUGAUGUCCACCAUGACACCAAAGACACUUCUUUUCAGCAUCGAAACGUCUGAACCUCGUAUUCAGGUUACAGAAAAACCAGAAAAUCCCGAGAAUCACAAACUCGAAGAGAUGGUUCAGCAGCUUUCGGGAACUCUUACUUCAGUCAAACAUGAACAAGAAUAUAUGGAAAUUCGUGAACGAGUGCAUCGCAAAAUAAAUGAAAACACCAAUUCGCGAGUCGUCUAUUGGGCAGUGUUUGAAACUGCUGUUUUAGUGUCGAUGACGCUUGGUCAGAUUUGGUACUUGAAACGAUUCUUCGAAGUGCGUUCGUUUGUC